Setaria italica (foxtail millet) is the source of this 1501-nucleotide messenger RNA. RefSeq lists its product as uncharacterized. The transcript is spliced from 11 exons. NCBI's taxonomy places the organism in Eukaryota, Viridiplantae, Streptophyta, Magnoliopsida, Poales, Poaceae. The coding region runs from base 576 to 1244 and encodes 222 amino acids. The record is from RefSeq and is a predicted model, not a curated record.
CCCGGCUUCUCCUCCAGGUUUCAGUUGGCUCGAAUCGACAAGUUCCGAGGCUAGGAUUUGGCGAUUCCUCUUAGAUUAGGGGCCUGUGUCUCUGCGGUGGCUACGACGGCAGAUGAAGAAUCCACGCUCCGAUCCCGCUCCUGGCGCUAGCAGCUCGCAAGGAUCCGGAGAAGCCUUUGCGAGCAUCCAAGGGCGAGAUGCCGCCGGGGUCAGCUCAUGGACAGGUGAAAAGAAGACCAAGUUCCAAACCACUCCUACUCCCAUGGAUCUCGACAAGACUGCACGCCGGGAUGACAGUGAACAGGCUGACAAGCAGAUUGUCCAUGUCAUCGACCAUCAUGAACGGGAACAAGGGGUGGGGCAGAUCGAAGGCUUUGACUGGGACGACGAGAUGGUCAAAGAGGAUCUCGAUUCUUAUUUCAAGCGGUACCAUGGAAUUCCUGAUAAUGACGAUGAUGAGGCUUGGGCUCCCAUGGAUGACCAACAGCUUAAAGAAAUGGAGUUACGGUUCGCCAUAAUCGCAUCAAAGCUCACAAGAUGUUGAAGGGAGAGGAGCUGGUGGGGAGCUCAGAAAGAUGUACCCUCCAGAUACUCUUGAAGAAAACGGGUAUUUUCAGUGGCUUGAGCAUGAUUUUGAAUGGUACUUUGAUCCUGUAUACUGCAACUUUGCUCACUUGGAGGACUACCAGCGCUUAGCUCUUCCUAAUACUGGUGAAUAUAUGCACUGGGAAGAUUACCACAAUACUUGUAGUACACUUCGGAGCGAACAAGAAUUUGUCUAUUUCUUGGAAACUCUAUCAAGUAAAACUAAGUGGUUUAAAAAUUUCCGGAGUGCUGAAUCAAGUGAGCGGAAAAGAAUCGAGCGUGUUGUCUUCUAUCAUGCUGUAAAGAUCGCAAAAGAGUGCACCCAUAUUUUUACAACUUUGCUUCACACUGGCUACUCUGAAUAUUUGUGGAGCAUUAGGUUUGAUAAGACUUGGUAUGAAGACUUUGCUUGUAUCUAUUUUGAGAUUUGGAAACUGAUUGCUAAGCAAAAGAUGAGUUUCAAAGAUGCUUUGGAUCAAGUGAAGGAAAAAGGCAUGUGUUCCUUGUGCCGUUUUGAAUUGGAAGCUGAGCUUGACAAUGACCAACAGUGGUGGCUUGGUCCUGGUCCGAUGACACGUCAUUAUAAUAUCUAUGUGGCUGAAAUUGAUGAAAAUUUAACAGAUGCUGAAGCUUAUAAGUUGGUCAUGGAGGCCGUCUAAAAAUUCGUUCAAAACUCAGGAUUUAUUAUGAUUAUGCCAAAAAGAAGUUGGAUAUUGCAGAAAAAAUCGGCUUGAUCCCCCCACCUCCCACAAAAGAUCAACGUGGCAGUUCAGUUUACAAGGAAGGAGUGUUAUUGACUACUAUAUAACAAGUCGCUAGUUAUUGAUUAAUAUAUAAUUGUAUUUAUGAAUCUCUAUUGUUUCAUAUGAAAUAAAAUAUAAGUGAGGGUAAACUUAAAACUCACAUGCAGAACUAA